Lolium rigidum is the source of this 953-nucleotide messenger RNA. RefSeq names its product zinc finger A20 and AN1 domain-containing stress-associated protein 4-like. The record is from RefSeq and is a predicted model, not a curated record. Gene Ontology annotation, molecular function: DNA binding; zinc ion binding. The coding region runs from base 109 to 639 and encodes 176 amino acids. NCBI's taxonomy places the organism in Eukaryota, Viridiplantae, Streptophyta, Magnoliopsida, Poales, Poaceae. The transcript is spliced from 2 exons.
UCCAAUCGAGCCGAGCUCCUCGCGAUUCCCAAUCCCCGCACGCCUCCUCCCUCCGCCUGCCCCCGCCGCCGCCGCCGCCGCCGCGCCACAGGCUUACAGCUAGUCCAGAUGGAGCACAAGGAGGCAGGUUGCCAGCAGCCGGAGGGCCCAAUCCUAUGUGUCAAUAACUGCGGCUUCUUCGGCAGCGCGGCGACCAUGAACAUGUGCUCCAAGUGCCACAAGGAGAUGGUCAUGAAGGAGGACCAGGCCAAGCUGGCCGCCUCCUCCUUCGAUAGCAUCGUCAAUGGCGGCGACGGUGGGAAAGGACCUGUUGUAGCUGCUGUUGCUGCAAGCGUGGAGGUGGCGGUUGCUCAGGUGGACGCCAAGGAGCUCGUUGUGCAGCCUCAGCCUGCCGAUGCCGCGGGCACCAGUGAGGCUGUUGCUGUGAGCCCCAAGAGGAAGGAGGGCCCGAAUCGGUGCUCUACUUGCAGGAAGAGGGUUGGGCUCACAGGAUUCAACUGCCGGUGCGGCAACAUGUUCUGUUCGCUGCACCGCUAUUCCGACAAGCAUGACUGCCAGUUCGACUACCGGACUGCAGCUAGGGAUGCCAUCGCCAAGGCCAAUCCAGUGGUGAAGGCGGAGAAGCUCGACAAGAUCUAAGUGGCCAGCUGGGGAAGAAUUGGUUUGCGAUCUGCCAACUUUCAUCAUCCAUCUCCCGCGGCGCCAUCCUUGUACUUGUCUUGUUGGCUGCUACGUUUCUUAAAUUGCUCAGCAUUCUGAUGCACACUGCAUCUUGGCAGCAGCAAGAACUCAUCCUCUCUCAGUCCUUCCGAUUGGUUUGCAUGUUGUGUAACUUUAUUCAUGGUGGUUUCUCGGUCAGUAUUGUGGCUUCCCAAUUAGCUAGCUCUGUAACGUACUAUUGUCGCAUGCGUGUUAAAUUCCAAUCAGUAAUAGUAAUCAGCAAUGGUUCAUCA